UUUUGACGCCUACAUCUAAAACUCAAGUUGUUAAUAGAUUCUUUAAGCUAAAUUCUGGAUACUGACAUUAUCAGGGUUGAUGGCAAGAGGCCUGAUGGGGUGUCCUUGGUUCCUUGGAGCCUGGGACGGAUAUUAGUGUGGGAUGCUAUCUGCGUAGAUACACUGAUACCGUCCCACCUCCAACGGACUAAUGUUAAAGCGGGCGCAUCGGCGGAAAACGCUGAAAUUUUGAAACGUAAUAAAUAUAAGAGCCUCGGUAGAGAGUAACAUUUGGCGUUGAAACUCUAGGGCCAUGGGGUCCCAGCGCGCACAAGUUUUUUGCAGAAAUCGCGAAGCUGGUCGACGUAACUGGUGACCGAAGAGCUGACGGCUUCCUCGCACAAUCUAUCGGUAUUGCAAUGCCUCAAGGGCCUAUUUUAGAUUUAAGCUAGCUAUAGUACCUAUAGUGCCUAUGAAGCUGAUGGUCCCGGGUUCAAAUCCUGGUAAGAGCAUAUAUUUGUGUGAUGAACACAGAUAUUUGUUUCUGAGUCAUGGGUGUUUAUAUGUAUUUAAGUAUUUAUAAUUAUAACAUAUUAUAUCGUUGUCUAGGUACCUACAACACAAGCCUUAUUGAGCUUACUGUGGGGCUUAGUCAAUUUGUGUAAUAAUGUCCUAUAACAUUUAUUUAUUAUUUAUUUAUUUAUUUAUAGUAAUCCUCUGUAUAUAUCCAUUAUGUAUAUUGUUACUGUAAAUUAUAGAUAAUAUUGUCAUUCUUGGUGGAAAUAUACUAGUAAUUCUUCGAUUCUCGUCUCGCCUCGCUUCGCCUCUGGAACAGAACUUUAUACCUACUUAACAGGUAAUGUAAAAACCAUAAGCACUGCGCAGAAGUUAUAAUAGCAGUACAAAGUUAAGCGGCUAAAUGAAAUGUUCUACGUUCUUAAAUACAAUAUUAAAUAAUAUUAACCUUUAAUAUUCGGCUAUAUCAGCAUGGAUAUAAAACGAUUGUAUGAGGUUUUGAAGAAGAGAUUUGAUGAUGGUUACGUCAAUUCGCCUCUAGAUUUUAAGUAUGUGGCUCAAUUGCGUUUCGUGAUGACGACCAUAGGCUCCUGGCCAUAUAAGCAAUUUGGACGAAAUCAAUUAGCGGCCAUUUUGUCCAUAUACAACGCCUUUCUCAUACUCGUUGGCACCACUUUGUCCGUUUUGGGAUUAAUCUAUAUGCGUGUCAAUAGAGUAAAACUGUCGUUUUUUGAUUUGGGCCAUACUAUUUUAUGUUGGACUUUUGAUACCCUGUAUCUGCAAAGGCUAUUGACGGCAAGGACAAGCAAAUAUCAAGAAAUAAUAAAGGAUUAUUUACUUGACUUUCACUUGUUUUACUUCAAAGGCCGGUCACCAUACGCUGAAAAGGUACACGUGCAAAUCCACAUUAUAUCAGGAAUGUUCACGAUCUACGUGAUGUGGCAGAUGUUCAUAGGAGUGUCUUUGUUCAUAUUCAUGCCGUGGUUCAACAAUUAUAACAGAGGCAUGUUCAGUGAAAACCGGCCCCAAAACAGCACGUUUGAGCACUCUGUAUACUAUUAUCUGCCUGAAGCCGUUUAUACUACUGAAAAGGGUCAUUGGAUGUUAUUUAUCUUCAAUAUUCCAAUUUCCUACGUCACCACAAUCGGACUUUGCGUUUUUGAUCUCUUACUGAUCUUGAUAGUGUUCCAAAUUUGGGGGCACCUGAGGAUUCUGAAGCAUAAUUUGCAAAACAUUCCACUCCCGGAAAACAGUAUUAUGUACUCAGUUGAAGAAAAUAAUAAUAUACGAAUGUUAUUAAAGGAGAAUAUAUCACAUCACAACUUUAUUAUAAAAUUCGUAGACAGAUGCUCGGAUGCGUUCAGCGAAUACCUGUUUGGAUUCUACUUGUUUAUGCAAUUCAUCACAUGCAUCUUGCUGUUGGAAGUUACGUCGUUCACCGCCGAUUCGCUGGCUAAGUACGGCCCCUUAACCAUUGGAAUGCAUCAGCAGUUAAUACAAGUGUCCAUAUUGUUCGAGAUGUUGAACACUAAGAGUGAGCAGCUGGUAGACGCCGUAUACGCCAUCCCGUGGGAGCAUAUGGACACGAAGAACAGGAGAACUGUGUUGUUUUUCCUGCACAGGAUCCAGAGCCCAGUCAGUCUGAAGGCCGCCAAGGUCGUCCCUGUGGGGGUUAACACUAUGUCUGCGGUUCUAAAGACUACGUUCUCGUAUUACAUGAUGCUGAAGGCGUUAGCUGGGGAGCGAUAAAUCAAGUGGGAACGUGCGAAAAUAUUUACAUAGUCAGAUAUAAAUUAUCAAUAAGUUUUUUGCAGAAAUUUCAUUUUUGGUACAAGCAUUAUCGCUGCCUGUUCGUUUCCUUCCACAGGCAAAUAAUACUUAUCGAGACAAUUUUAAUAACCCCAAACACAAUUAGUUUGCAUUGUUUUAUCAGAGAGUUCAUCAUCAUGUGAUCAUAAUAUUGCAUUGACUUCCGAUUUUUAUGUACGCAAAAUUUCAGCUCAAUCGGAAAUCGGGAAGUGGGUCUUUAGCUUCCAAGAUUCGAUCCACACAAACUAACAAACGUACAUACUAACAUCUGCUUUAUCUACAUCCAUAUCAUAAGCUUCAACACAAAACGCAACAAACUAUUCAUAUACUUACAAACUAAUUAAAAGAUAACAAAACGUCAAAUGGCGGUAAAUGAUUUUUUCAAGCGUGUUACGCAUCCGUACUUUUUUUUAAUUCAGAGACAAACUAGAGUCGGGGCCGACGGCCAUAUCGUUCGAUAUCAAGUCAUACGAGAUUCGUCAAAACUGUUUGCAAUUGAUAUUUCAUUUCGAAUAAAUCGUCAUCUCGGCUGAUAUUAGAAUAGACGUCAAAUCAAAUUCCUUUGUUUCUUCAUUAAAAUAUUGGCUAUCCAUAACGUAAAGUAAAGAUUACGAUACCACCACAGAUUAGGGUUUGUAAAUAUAGGCCAUUAUAAUACCUUAUCGCUUCUGAACAUACUGUAGGCAAGUUAUGAUAUGGAAAGUUAUAAUUAGUACAUUACGAUACGAGUGCGAAAAAUAGGAAAUUCGCGACGAGUGGGGAUAAAUUAAAACACGACCAAAGGGAUUGUUUUAAAUCGACACGAGUUGCGAAUUGCCUAUUCGCACAUGUAUCAUACAACAUUUUACGUUUUUUGACGACCAGUUUGUCCUAGUGACCCCCCUACGAAGCCGAUGGUCUCGGGUUCAAAUCCUGGUAAGGGCAUUUAUUCGUGUGAUGAGCAUGGAUAUUUGUUCCUGAGUCAUGGGUGUUUUCUAUGUAUUUAAGUAUUUAUAAAUAUUUAUAUAUUAUUAUAUAUCGUUGUCUAAGUACCCUCAACACAAGCCUUAUUGAGCUUACUGUGGGACUUAGUCAAUUUGUGUAAUAAUGACCUAAUAUUUAUUUACAGUACAUAAUGUCACUUUACGUACUCUUCGAAAGGUCUUGGACGUGCGCACGGUUGGUGCGCCUCUCCUAUACUUGCGCACGGUUGGUGCGCCUCACCUACUAGCGCGUCCAGUUGGUGCGCCUUCCGUGAGUGCGCCCCACCUUUAAGCGUGCGAGCCUGGGCUCGCUUCUGGAGUACCCCUGCCGAAGUGUGUACCUGCCGGACGACGGUGCGCCCUGCGCCCUCCCUUCUUUAUCUAGUUCGGAGUUGACCUUUUCUUCUUAACCUUAUAUAACUAAACACGAUCUAAUGAUACACGAUUUUGUCUGCGGUAAGCGUGUACCGCCUUUGUAAUUUUAGUGCCGUAUUGACUCGGUGACUUUGGCUGGAAAAUAAAGUAACCUACCCAUGA
Cydia pomonella (codling moth) is the source of this 3803-nucleotide messenger RNA. RefSeq names its product putative odorant receptor 59c. Bases 967 to 2244 code for a protein of 425 amino acids. The record is from RefSeq and is a predicted model, not a curated record. Gene Ontology annotation, biological process: sensory perception of smell; detection of chemical stimulus involved in sensory perception of smell. Gene Ontology annotation, cellular component: plasma membrane. The transcript is spliced from 8 exons. Gene Ontology annotation, molecular function: odorant binding; olfactory receptor activity. Lineage: Eukaryota; Metazoa; Arthropoda; Insecta; Lepidoptera; Tortricidae.